Mytilus trossulus (common blue mussel) is the source of this 1787-nucleotide messenger RNA. RefSeq lists its product as uncharacterized. NCBI's taxonomy places the organism in Eukaryota, Metazoa, Mollusca, Bivalvia, Mytilida, Mytilidae. The coding region runs from base 81 to 1748 and encodes 555 amino acids. The transcript is spliced from 2 exons. Gene Ontology annotation, molecular function: ubiquitin protein ligase activity; zinc ion binding. The record is from RefSeq and is a predicted model, not a curated record.
AUUGCUUCCAGUUACACUUUUGUACAUAAUUAGUGUUUCUUGAUUAUUAGUUCUAAAAGUCAUCGACAAGGCAUAACAAAAUGGAUAGAAUGAGCAUACGCACAAUCACCAAAGAUAUUCCAAGCAAUGUCAAAAUCAAAGAUGGAAAAGUUAUUUGCACCGAACAUGGACAAGAGGAGGUUGGGAUGUACUGUAAAAAAUGUGGAGUUCUGGUAUGUACCGGGUGUAUUGAAUUCCGCCAUAGAUCGCACGAGAUAGUCAGUGUUAAAAUUCAGGCAGUGGAAGAUAGAAAGUUGUUGCUGAGAACAAUCCCAGGACUGAAGCAAACAUUUAUUCCUAGUUUAAAAGAUAAUCUCAAAGCUAUUAAAGAAUCAAGAGAUUCUUCCAAGACAGAAUUUUCUAAGCUUAUAGAACAGAUCAAUGCUAGGAGCCUGGAACUAAUUAAAGAAAUUCACAAAAUACGAGAUCGUAUGAUUCAAGAAUGUAAGGCUAAUCAAGAGAAGACAACUAUAUUUCUUAACGAAACAGAAUCUAAAACAUUACAUGGAAUAAGCACUCUAGACAAAUCAAUGAAAUAUUGUGAAGAACUUUUAAGACAGGAACGUGCUGAUCGAAAUGCUGAAAUCAUUCUAGAGAGAAUAGAUCUUGACUCAAAUCUUGAUGAAUUUCCAAAUAAAAACCCAAAAUUAGGCUAUCCAAAUUUUCAUCCAGGAAUCAAUGAUGAAAAUGUCUUAAAACACAUGUUUGGUGGAUUCCGGGGUCAAUUCAAACGAGAUUUUGAUGCAGUAAUGCCGUAUACAAAAUUAACAGAAAUUACGAAAAAGCUUAAACCAAAUAUAGUUGCAGCAUUCAAAUACAAAACAGACAUACGCGCAAUGUGUAUCGUGGAUGUAAACACAGCUUGGUUAGUACCAAUCAGUCAAUAUAACGAAUUGGUCAAAGUGGAUCGAUCUGGAAGAGAAUUGGAACGGCGAAGUACCGGAUUCCAAGUUUACGAUUUAACUCUUACUAAAAAUCAAGAUAUUCUAGCAACAAACUCGGAGAACAAAUCGUUAAUACAACUAACAGAGGAUGGAGGACAUAAGGAAGUUGCAGAUCUUCCUCUCCGACCACGUGGUUUAAGUGCGUGUAAGAAUGGAGAUCUGCUGCUAUGUUUGUGCGAUGCGGUUGAUUUCCCUAUUCAUAAAGAAGGAAAACGCCAGGUUGUACGAAUGGAUAAAAAAUAUAAAAUCAAAUUGACGAUUGAGUCUUACGAUGGCCAUAAGUCAUUUACUCUGCCUGACAGAGUUAGUGAGAAUACAAAUGGCGAUAUUUGUGUUAUAGAUCGCACAGGAGGAGGAAACAGUCAUCUUUGCGUCUUUUCAAGCCAUGGAAAAUUUCUCUUUUCAUAUCCAGAUGUAGAACUUGAACUACAAGAGCAAAUAAUUCCAGCAAAGAUCCAAAAGAAGCAUUCGUUCAGAGAUGUCUGCUGCGAUUCGUUAGGAAAUAUUAUUAUUUCUGACGAAAAAUACAACGAGAUUGUAAUUCUAACUAAACAUGGCGGCAAAAGAUGUCUGCUAACUCAUCGUCUGCAACGCACCGGAGGACUAAACAUAAGUCCUCAUUUCUACCGACCAUCUUGCUUAGGUUUAGACGGUGAUGGGAAAUUAUGGGUGUUACAAAAACAAGGAAUUACCGUUGUAGAUUUGUACAGUCAGUGGAUGCCAGGUAACUCCAGACAACCACUGACAUCAAAUACCCCACGUUAGAAUUAGUUUGUUUCAUUUCACUGUAGAAUAUUUAUUUUA